AUCAUCAUCGCCAUUCCUCUUCACCGCAAUCCUGGCCAUUGCGGGUCGUUACUAUACCGCUUACCGGGAGAAGCAAUUCACCAGGUCAAACCUGCCACCCAUUGCCGGUAGCGCCCUCGCAGCCCUCGCAGACCUCGCCUGUGCGCACCUCGGAUUUAUCUUCGGCCGUUUCACAUCGCUCAAGCUCUGGCCAAGCCUUGGUCGUACAUGACCUCGUACAACAAGCUCAACGGCACCCAUUGCUCCGAGCAUGACUGGCUGUUGAGAGGUCUUCUCCGAACCGAGUGGGAGUUUGACGGACUCGUCAUGUCCGACUGGAUGGGGACAUAUUCUGUUGCCGAGGCGAUUAACGCUGGGCUUGAUUUGGAGAUGCCCGGGAAGCCCCGAUGGCGCCAACUGCCGCUGGUCCGGCAGUUGAUUAAUGCUCAUAAGAUCGCGCCGGCGACAAUCGACGAGCGGGUGAUAGCCAUCUUGAAAUGCGUCCAAAAGCUUGUCGUGCUCAACCCUGACACUGUUUACGGCCGCGAUGACUCGGUAGAAUGGACGCGAACGGAAGACCAGGCAACAGAUGCGGCGCUGAUACGGCGUAUCGGGAACGAGGCUAUCGUAAUGCUGAAGAACGAAUCGUCCGUGCUCCCUAUCCGCCGUGGCAAAGUAGCAGUCAUUGGUCCCAACGCCAAGAAUGCUGUCAUUACAGGCGGCGGCAGUGCGAGGCUUCGACCAGCCUGGUGUGUCACACCAUGGCAGGGAUUAGUUGACCACAGACCUGACGAAGUGGAUUUACGAUACACCCUUGGCUGCAAGGGCUCCAAAUUUCUACCCGUCUUUGGUGAGGAAUUUACCAGCAUGGAUGGUAGCACCCGCGGCUUUGAUAUGCUUCACUACGCUAUUGUCGACGGCAAACAGGCCAGCCAGCCAGCCGUCUCUGAGGUCUGGACCAACUCAGACAUCAUGCUCGCUGACUUUAGCCACCCGGACCUUGGCGAUGACUACUUCACCGAGAUCCGAGCUUUGUUCACCGCACCAAUUACCGGUGACUGGCAAUUCGAGAUCAGCGUCACUGGUCAAACUUGGGUUUAUAUCGACGAGAGACUAUUGGCCGAUUUAUCGAAAGAGCAGAAGCGGUCCUCAUCAUUCUUUGGAAACGGAGGCAAUGGUACUGUUAUUACGUUCUCGGUUACUAAAGGCAAGGUCUACAAAUUCCGUCUCUUGCACGACUCCAGAAAACCGCCACUAGCUCCAGGUCAGGACGGCCAGCCAUUACAGCUCAUCGGCAUGAAACUUGGCUCCUUCCCCGCUAUCAAUGAGGACCGAACGAUAGAUGAGGCCGUAGAGCUCGCCAAAGAGUCUGACAUCGCCUUCUUGGUGGUUGGGUUAGACCAGGAUUGGGAGUCGGAGAGCUAUGACCGACCAAACUUAGCUCUCCCUCUCCGUAUGAACGACCUCAUCCGUCGCGUCGCGACCGAAGCACCAAACACCAAAAAGGUCGUCAUCUUGCAGACAGGUUCCGCCGUAUCCAUGCCAUGGCUGGAACAUGUCGACACCGUCCUGUGGCCCUGGUACGGCGGGAACGAGGCUGGAAAUGCCAUCGCUGAUAUCGUAUACGGAACGGUCAACCCUUCCGGACGAUUGCCCAUCACCUUGCCGAAACGAGAGCUCGACAUUGCUGCAAGCCUCAACUUUAAGUCGGCACGAACCAAGACCUACUACGAGGAAAGUGCCUGGGUCGGCUACCGUCCCUUCAACGCCCCCGGCAUCGAACCCAUGUAUCCCUUCGGUCACGGCCUAUCAUAUACUACCUUUGAGUAUUCCGACCUCGCCGUUUCACCGUCCGCAUCAUUCUCUCCUGACUCAUGGCACAUCUCUGUUUCUGCCAGGGUGACCAACAUUGGCACGGUCCCUGGUGCUCAUUCUGUUCACUUCUACACUAGCCCACCUCCACCAACAAUGACUUCCCUCACGCAUCCUGAUGUCACUCUGCAAGCGUUCGCCAAGACCGCUGUACUUGUACCCGGUCAGGCAGGCCGAGACGGUCACCGUGGAGAUGGACAAAUGUAAGUGGACUGAGACUUGAUGGCCUUGUUACUCGCUGAUGAUUAGAGCAGUCGCAAUCUCCCACUGGGAUGAACUGACUUCGACAUGGCAAGCCGAGCCUGGGCA
Molecule: messenger RNA, 2160 nt
Organism: Aspergillus novofumigatus IBT 16806
Lineage: Eukaryota; Fungi; Ascomycota; Eurotiomycetes; Eurotiales; Aspergillaceae
Exons: 2
Coding region: 208-2058 (616 amino acids)
Biological process (GO): glucan catabolic process
Molecular function (GO): beta-glucosidase activity
Source: RefSeq, a predicted model, not a curated record